GAGCAAAUACAAUACUUAAGAAGAAGUGUCUGCUCCUAAAUUUUAGGGUUACGAAGCUGACAGCGGUCGAGGACUCGGGGGAAAAUACUCGAAACUGAGCUUUAGGCCUAUAAAUGCCGAAGCUGUCAAGAGAACAAUCCGAUGAUGAAACAGAGGAGUCGGUGAAGUUUAAGAGAUUGCACAAGCUGGUGAAUUCUACUCGCAGAGUCAGGAAGAAACUCAUAAGAGUUGAAGAAAUGAAAAAACCCAGCACUGAAGGUGUGGAAGAGCAUUCCCUUGACAACACUCCUGUACUGGAUGACAGAUCGGCACUUUACUCUGGAGUUCACAAGAAGCCAUUCUACUUUGACAGCUCCUGUGAAAAGCAGCCAGAGGAUGACUUGGACUCACUUACUACUUCUCCCUCAUCCAGCAGUCUGGAUACAUGGGGAGCUAACAGGAAGCUGGUGAAGACCUUCAGCAAAACUGAUAGCCGUGGCCUUAUCAAGCCUCCCAAGAAACUUGGGACAUUUUUCUCUUACCCAGAAGAGGAGAAGUCCCAGAAAGUUUGCCGCUCCUUGACAGAUGGGGAAAUGAAGAAGAGCCUUGGCUCGCUGAGCCAUGGGAGAACCUGUAGCUUUGGAGGUUUUGACUUGACAAAUCGUUCCCUUCAUAUUGGAAACAGUUCUGACCAAAUGGUGAGUUUAAGAAGGUGCAGACUUGAAAUAGCAUAA
Molecule: messenger RNA, 713 nt
Organism: Acanthisitta chloris (rifleman)
Lineage: Eukaryota; Metazoa; Chordata; Aves; Passeriformes; Acanthisittidae
Product: SAM and SH3 domain-containing protein 1-like
Exons: 4
Coding region: 114-713 (199 amino acids)
Source: RefSeq, a predicted model, not a curated record